Messenger RNA from Nematolebias whitei (Rio pearlfish), 1162 nucleotides. It is a transcript of the gene commd6, whose product is annotated as COMM domain containing 6. The transcript is spliced from 7 exons. Gene Ontology annotation, molecular function: NF-kappaB binding. The record is from RefSeq and is a predicted model, not a curated record. NCBI's taxonomy places the organism in Eukaryota, Metazoa, Chordata, Actinopteri, Cyprinodontiformes, Rivulidae. Bases 229 to 828 code for a protein of 199 amino acids.
CCAAAUGCAUCUGACGUAUUCUAAGGUCCUCCGGUACGAGAGGCGGCGCUGUGCAGCAUUCAGUUAGGAAGGUUUAUGCAAACAGCCCGGAAAGAGAUGAUAUUGUUCAAGAGAAGCCGUUUUUCUCAUUCGUAAUUAACACUUUAUCUAGGACAAGGCACAGGGGGACACAAGAAGAAAGCUUAAAAAGAAAAAGCUGAACUGAAAUCCGCUACGUGAUUGAUAAAGAUGCCAGCAGCUGAGGAAUCAUUCGGCAUGAACAGUGUUGUUGACAACAUCUGCAGACUUCCCCCAGAUGUGUUAAAAGAUGCAUGUCAGCAUGUUCUGACUUAUCUACAAGGGCAGAGCAGUGGAGUGGAUUCAGCAGAAAUUUCUCAUAGAUUUCAGAGAGCUGGUGUCACACUUGAUCAUGAAGCUCUGCAGAGCAUCAUCAGAUUUCUUCUCCUCACUUUCAGGUCAGGUGGGAAGAACAAGCUCCCUGCAGAUGAACUUUUGUCAAAGCUGGAAGAAGGCAGUAACAAGUGGUCCAAAGCUUCCCUGCAGGUGCUGCAUGUGUUGUGGAGCGAACAUGGUGCAUUAGUCCAUGCUCAGCAGGAGGCUCAGUCCAUGCUCAGCAUUGGUCAGCUUGUGGACGUCCAGUGGAAGCUGGGGAUGGCCGUGAGCUCAGACACGUGUCGUUCUCUGAACUCGCCGUACGUUUGCCUGCUGCUGAAGAUCACCGAGUCCUCUGGGCAGAUUAGACAGAGGUCCUUUGAGAUGACCAUUCCACAGUUCCAGAAUUUUCACCAGCAGUUGAAGGAGAUGGCAGCGAUUAUGGAGACCGUGUGAUAAUUGUCACCGUUCCGGCUGGUUUAUGUGAGGCUGAUCGAAGGAACAGCUUGAUGCGUGUGUUUUGUUCACAGCGGCUGUCUCAAAAUAUCAAUGUGACUUGAUGCAAAUGUCAAUUCUCAGCGUAAAGUUUUCUACAUCAAAGUUCCUUUUCUCUUAACUUAUUCAGGUAUUUAAUUUCAGGGUUAUAGAACGUACACUUACACUAAUCGCCCAGCAAAAGACCAGUUUAUUGGCUUAAUUUAGCCACGUUUGUUCUAAAAGCUUACGAGUUGGACUAAUAGAAUAGGUAUUCAAAAAGCGUUCAAUACAAAAACAACUGGACUUUAUUUGG